CUAAGACCUCCAUUCUGAACACCGGAUCCGACAGAGGCAUCAGCAGUAUUCAUUCUUUAACAAAUCUCUGCAUAUACUCACUUUGUAGUAUCCUCGCGGCAUGAAGCAGCUGCUCGUUAUGCUAGUAAAUCACAUACUGCUCGCAAGUGUGGCUUUCCGGGUAGUGCAGUGCUUGCCGACAGUCUCAGGGACAGAUGGAGACCGCACAUUAUCAAGUUCAAUCAAGGCAAGCUCAACUUCGAGUCAGCACGUGUGCCCGUCUCACGCGCGACCCAAGGCAGUAUCACAAGCUCGAGCCCAAAGCGCCCCUCACGAUGGUGUGCUUCGGGGUGUCAACAUUGGGGCCUGGCUUGUGCUUGAGAAAUGGCUAGUUCCUAGCAUUUUCGAAGGAACUGGUGCUAAGGAUCAAUGCUCCUUUGACCAGUUACCGAACUCUCUUGCGAGAUUAGAGAAACACUGGGCAAGCUGGUUCACACAGCAGGAUGUUGAGAAGCUUGCGUCAUAUGGGUUCAACGCACUCCGCAUACCUAUUGGAUAUUGGGCCUAUGACACUUUCGAUAGUCCUUACAAAUCAGGCGCAGAUGCAUGGCUCGAGCGCGCCCUUGAUUGGGCAGCCGACGCGAACAUGAAAGUACUGAUUGAUCUGCAUGGUGCACCUGGGAGCCAAAAUGCAUUUGACAAUUCCGGAUGCAUAGGUGUUGUGGACUGGCAGCGCCCUGUAAACUUGGAACGAACAAGUGCUAUUCUACACACCAUGGCCAGAAAGUAUGGACAACAGCGAUACCAAAAUGUCGUUAUGGGGAUCCAGUUGAUCAACGAGCCUAUCUCGUGGGGAGCAAAUGACUUUGAGAAAACGAGAUCAUGGGCCAAAAAUAUCACGCAAGAUCUCCUUGCUUCCCGUGUGAUCGAAAAUCCAAAUCUCAAACUCGUGAUGCACGAUGCCUUUAGGGAUGUACAAGAAUGGCUUGAACCACACAGGAGUCUAAAUGGUAAUGCCACCGAGGCCAAGAAUGCUCUUUUCGGACUGGACACGCAUCUCUAUCAGGUCUUUGUCCCAGAGGACAAAAAUCUCAUCCAGCAACAGCACAUAGAGAAAGCUUGCAGAUGGCGCGAGAAGUUACAAGCUGCGAAGAAGGCCAACUUUCCCAUCUAUGUUGGUGAGUGGUCCGUUGCUACCGAUAUCUGCGUCUGGCCAGACAACUCGACAACGCCUGGUACUACGUGUACUGCUGUUGGCUGCCAAUGCCAGAGCGCCCCGGUAUCAGAUUGGUCUACCGCACUUGUGAAGGAAGCACGCAAAUUUGUUGAAGCACAACUUGAUACCUGGCAUACUGCCUCAGAUGGAUAUUUCCUGUGGAACUUCAAGGCGGAUUUGGGAGCAGCUGGUCCCUGGAGUUUAUACGAAAGCAUCGAGAAAGGCAUUGUUCCCAACCCCAUAUGGGACAGAGCGUACCCAGACAUCUGCUCCAGCUGAACCCGAAGUUGGUACUGCUGACGUCUUGAUCGUAAUUUUAAUUGUAUAUACAUACUUGAGGUCUGUCAUUGUACAUAUAUGUAGACU
This is a messenger RNA of Pseudovirgaria hyperparasitica, 1561 nucleotides long. RefSeq names its product glycoside hydrolase. NCBI's taxonomy places the organism in Eukaryota, Fungi, Ascomycota, Dothideomycetes, Acrospermales, Acrospermaceae. The coding region runs from base 101 to 1474 and encodes 457 amino acids. Gene Ontology annotation, cellular component: cell surface; extracellular region. The record is from RefSeq and is a predicted model, not a curated record. Gene Ontology annotation, molecular function: beta-glucosidase activity. Gene Ontology annotation, biological process: glucan catabolic process. The transcript has 4 exons.